AACCUUCACGUCACCUUGUUGCACUGUUGUGUAGCAACCGACUUGAACAAUGGUUGCUCUGAGAGACAUAACUCUGUGCGCGCCCAAAGAAAUGUAGUUUAUUAGGGGGUUUUUUUAUUAGUUAAAAUUUUAAACUUCAAUGUAGAUAUUUUUUAAUUGUGAUUGUAAGACUAUGAAUCACCAAAUAUUGGUAUGCAGGCUUGGGACUCUGCUGUAGUCAAGCCUGAUUUGUUUUGGUGUGGUCCGGGCAUCCAUGGUAUUGUGAAUAAUUGAGUGUGGGCUUCGCCAGCCCUGAUCAAAUUGUGGCAUCGAGCUUAAGAAAUGGUUCACGCUUGUUACUGUUACGGUUGUGAUUUUUACCUGGCUUUUCGUCACUGGUCAGACAAAUCCGAUUUACAGGAAGGCUGUUGGUUAUACCAUGUACCAGGCGAUGGAGGAUGACGUUAGUCACAUAAAGAAACAAAGAGAUACUCUUUCACGUCUGCUGAACGAAAUGAAACAAAUCUACGGCCAACAAAAUUGUCAAAUGAUGAAACUAAAAAAUAAAGACUCGAAAGUGUCGGCUAAUGGAGGAUGGUGCGAAGAAACCAGCAGUCCUAACAGCCAAUCACACGUUACAGAUGAGACGUUCGCUGCCGCUCUUAGCAGGUUUCUGAGCAACAAAACAGUUGGAAGUUUUGGAGACGGGCCAGGAACAUACAAGAAACUCUUGGAUAAGUUUGGUCACUUGAAAAGUUAUUCUUCAUUCGACGGGGCGCCUUUCUGUGAGACCGUUACCGGCGGAGUGGUGAGUUUUUUAGACUUGACAGCCCCACAGUAUGGCCUUCCGAUCUUCGACUGGAUUGUCAGUAUUGAAGUAGCAGAGCACAUCUCGGCCAAAUUUGAAGAGAUUUACCUGGACAAUCUGGUCAGACAUGCACGUGAAGGAAUUAUUCUCAGCUGGGCUGUGCCAGGUCAAGGGGGAUUAUCUCACAUCAAUAACAAAGCCUUAACAGAUGUCAUCAAAGAAAUGUCUAAAAGAGGUUUCCAUAUCGACGUCCAAGCUGGCGAGCCACUCAGAAAAGCUUCAUCUCAUAGCUGGCUUCAAAACAAUGUUCAUGUUUAUUAUAGAACUUUCAAAGAGACUUUGAGAGAGCUGGAUGCUUGAGGAAACACCAGUUUGUGUGUGUGUUGUUGUUUUUUCUUAAUAGAACUUGUUGGUUAAUAAUGAGUAUUUAGGUGUUAAUUAGAGAUUUCUUUAGGGACCAAAGGUUAUGUGUAAAUGACAUGUGGCUCUAAUUUUCGAUAUAGAUUUAUAUUUUAAAACAUCAUUCUGUUUUGUUUCGAUUUUAAUCUUGCUUUUUUUUGGUAUUUUGUAAUUGAAUUAAAAUUAUUGUCAAAGCUU
Messenger RNA from Biomphalaria glabrata, 1384 nucleotides. RefSeq lists its product as uncharacterized. Bases 419 to 1147 code for a protein of 242 amino acids. The record is from RefSeq and is a predicted model, not a curated record. NCBI's taxonomy places the organism in Eukaryota, Metazoa, Mollusca, Gastropoda, Planorbidae. The transcript has 8 exons.